Monosiga brevicollis MX1 is the source of this 1218-nucleotide messenger RNA. RefSeq lists its product as uncharacterized. The coding region runs from base 1 to 1218 and encodes 405 amino acids. Lineage: Eukaryota; Choanoflagellata; Craspedida; Salpingoecidae. Gene Ontology annotation, molecular function: cAMP binding; G protein-coupled receptor activity. The transcript is spliced from 9 exons. Gene Ontology annotation, cellular component: plasma membrane. The record is from RefSeq and is a predicted model, not a curated record. Gene Ontology annotation, biological process: cell surface receptor signaling pathway; adenylate cyclase-activating G protein-coupled receptor signaling pathway.
AUGCCUCUGUGGUUCUGCGCCCCAAAACACCAACACUCAGUCCCCCUCCCCCAGCUCCUCUUCCUCUUCACUCCCACUCUGUCUCCUCUUCCUCGUCCCCCCCCCCCCGCCACCCUCUUCACACUGCACCUAAAUGAUUCCGACCCCCCCCUUCAACCCCAGCCCCUCCUCACCGAUGUUGGUCUCACAGCUCAAGUCACAAUUUAUCUGACAUUUCGGCUCUUCUCUCUCUUCCCUCUCUCUCUCUCUCUCUCUCUCUCUCUCUCUCAACCAAUUCAUCUCUCUCUCUCUCUCUCUCUCUCUCACACACACAACACACACACACACACACACACGCACCCUCAUCUCUGUCUGUGUGUCUGUGUGUGUCUCUGUGUGUCUUGUGUUUCAUUUUGCGAUUGUGCGAGCAACUCGACGCUCUGCGACACCUUUGCAAAUGAAAAUGACUGCCGCACCAUCGUGGCCUUGCGCAUCACAGCAGCUUCCAUGUCUCUAUUGGGCUGCUUGGUCAUUCUGUUCAGCAUUUGGCUCUUUCAGCGAUAUCGCAACUUUGCGCAGCGAUUGAUCAUGUUCUUGACCGGGGCUGCUCUCUUGGACUGCUUUCCUUAUUUUCAAGCAUCCGAACAUCCACGGGAUGACAUGAUCUGCGCCGCACAAGCCGUCUGGAUGACCUACACAGAUUGGUCGGUCAUUCUUUGGAUCUGCGUCAUCACAUACAACGUGUACGCCAAUCUUGUGCACAAACAAGAUACAACGCGGCUCGAACGCUGGUAUCACUUGCUCGCCUGGGGGUUUCCAGUCAUUCCAACCGCAAUUCCUCUCUUGAUGGGCGCUUAUGGCCCAGCAGGGGCGUGGUGUUGGAUAAAGCCGGAACACGUUGCCUUGCGCUUUGGAAUUUGGUAUUGCCCCAUGAUCAUUCUGAUUGUGGGCGUAGCCGUGACCUACGGCAUCAUCCGGCGGCAAGUCAAGCGUAGCCUCACCGUGUGGCAGGGUACCUAUUCGCCCAAUCUGGAGGAAGACCGAGACAUCUUGCGUCGCCAGGUGCAACCUUUGCUGAUUUACCCGGCGGUGUAUCUGUUGCUCUCCAUCUUUGCCAUCGUGAAUCGGGUUCAGAAUGCGGUGGACACCAGCCAUCCCAUCUUUGUCUUGUACUUGAUGCAGUCGGUGACCUCGCCCAUGCAAGGUUGGCUAUUUGAAUGCAUUAUGCACGCGCAGUAG